AUGGCGGAUAGGCACGGAGGAAAAGCCGGAAGAAGGCGGAGUGGGAGGAGCCGGCAGGGGGCGUGUCCUGGCUGCAGAGAGGUUCGGAUGGGCGUAGCCAGCAGCCCCUACUGGGCUUUCCAUCAAGGAGGCGCACACACCGCAGCCAGCCGGGUCCCUCCGUCGUCUCCUGGGGGCGGGUCACCACUGGCUCCGCCCCUGUCCGGAAACUUCCCUCUUGGAAGGUGUCACCUGAGUUUCCGAGAUUUGACGGGAGUUGGGCCGCCGACUUCCAGUCCCUCGGCGAUGGAGAGCACCCAGGAGAAACCCGCGGAGUCUAGUUCCCCCGUCCCCGGGUCCGAAGAGCCUGCCGGCUUGGCCAGGGACCCCGACGUGUUGCCUCCCAAGGAGUCGGAAGGCUGCGCCCGGCCCCUGGAGACGACCCCCAAGAAACUCUGUGGAUAUUUAAGUAAGUUUGGCGGCAAAGGGCCCAUCCGGGGCUGGAAAUCCCGCUGGUUCUUCUACGACGAGAGGAAAUGCCACCUGUAUUAUUCGCGGACCGCGCAGGAUGCAAAUCCCUUGGACAGUAUCGACCUCUCCAGUGCAGUCUUUGACUGCAAGGCGGACGCCGAGGAGGGGACUUUCGAAAUCAAGACUCCCAGCCGGAUUAUUACCUUGAAGGCCGCCACCAAGCAAGCGAUGCUAUAUUGGCUGCAGCAGCUGCAGAUGAAGCGCUGGGAGUUCCACAACAGCCCGCCUGCACCUCCCGCCGUCCCUGACGCUGCCCUGGCUGGGAAUGGGCCUGCCCUGCGCCUCGAGCUAGAGCAAGAGGAGGCGGAGCUAGAGGAGUUCCUGUGUCCCGUGAAAACGCCUACUGGGCUUGUGGGCAUGGCAGCUGCCUUGCAGCCGGUCCCUGCUAUGCCCUUGGCCCUUCAGAAUAUCUCCCUCAAGCACCUGGGAACUGAAAUACAAAACACGAUGUACAACAUCCGGGGCAACAAGCAGACCCAAGGAACAGGCCACAGACCCCCAGGAGAAGAUUCUCCACUGAGCGAGGAGCCUCAGAGGGAGGAGCAGCCCUCGCCUCCUGACCUCAGCGCCCCAGGGAAAGAUCCAGCAGAUUCUCUGAAGCCUACACCCAAGUCCUCUCUGACCGCCAAUCUCAUUCAGAAACCCAAGCGCCAGAACAACACCUUCCCGCUCUUCACUGAAGGACUCACUCGGAACCGAACCGCCCAGGAGAAAGUGCUGGCCUUGGAGCAGCAGGUUCUGAUGCUCACCAAGGAGCUAAAGGCUCAGAAGGAGCUGGUGAAGAUCCUGCACAAGGCGCUGGAGGCUGCCCAGCAGGAGAAGAGGGUUUCCAGUGCGUACCUGGCAGCAGCCGAGGACAAGGACCGGCUGGAGCUGGUGCGGCACAAAGUGCGGCAGAUCGCGGAGCUGCGCAGGCGGGUGGAGGCCCUGGAACAGGAGCGGGAGAGCCUGGUGCAGGCGGCGAGCCUGCGGGAGCAGGAGGUGCAGGAGCUGCGGCAGCACGUGCAGCUGCUCAUGGACAAGAACGAGGCUAAGCAGCAGGUCAUCUGUAAACUCUCUGAGAAGGUCACCCAGGACUUCAUGCAUCCCCCCCGCCAGCCCCCUGCGCCCCCAGAUGCAGCUGACAGGGACCUCCUGAGCCAACAGGAAAAGAUGGAGCACCUGAAGGAUGACAUGGAAGCAUACCGGACCCAGAACCUCUUUCUCAACUCCGAGAUCCACCAGGUCACAAAGAUCUGGAGAAAGGUGGCUGAGAAGGAGAAGGCCCUCCUGAUGAAGUGUGCCUACCUCCAAGCCAAGAACUGCCAGGUGGAAAGCAAGUACCUGGCAGGGCUGCGGAGGCUGCAGGAGGCCGUGGGGGUUGAGGCAGGCGAGUGCUCGGAGCUACUGAGGCAGCUCAUCCAGGAGGCGCUGCAGUGGGAAGCCAGCGAGGCCUCAGCUGACAGCGUCGUGCUGAGCCCCAUCAGCGAGUAUGACGAGUACGGCUUCCUGACAGUACCCAACUACGAGGUGGAAGACCUGAGGCUGCUGGCCAAGAUCCAGGCGCUGGAAGUGCACUCCCACCACCUGCUGGCCCACGAGGCCGUGGAGCAGCCGCUGCGGGAGCGCUGGGCUGCCCUGGGCGAGCUGGCCCCCUCGCUGGAGAUCAAGCAGCUGCUGCGGGCGGGCGUGCCCCGCGAGCACCGGCCGCGCGUCUGGAAAUGGCUGGUCCGCCUCCGUGUCCAGCACCUGCAGGGCCCCGGCCGCUACCAGGAGCUACUGAGCCGGGGCCAGGCCUGCAAGCACCCUGCCGCACGCCAGAUCGAGCUGGACCUGAACCGGACCUUCCCCAGCAACAAGCAUUUCACCUGUCCCGCCUCCAGCUUCCCUGACAGGCUCCGCCGGGUACUGCUGGCUUUCUCCUGGCAGAACCCUGCCAUCGGCUACUGCCAGGGCCUAAACAGACUGGCGGCCAUCGCUCUGCUGGUCCUGGAUGAGGAGGAGAGUGCCUUCUGGUGUCUGGUGGCCAUUGUGGAGACCAUCAUGCCAGCUGAUUACUACAGCAAGACGCUCUUGGCAUCCCAGGUGGACCAGCGAGUGCUGCAGGACCUCCUCUCGGAGAAGCUGCCCAAACUGAUGGCCCACCUGGGGCAGCGCCGUGUGGACCUGUCCUUCAUCACCUUCAACUGGCUCCUCGUAGUCUUCGCAGACAGUCUCAUCAGCAACAUCCUCCUCCAGGUCUGGGACGCCUUCCUCUACGAGGGCACCAAGGUGGUGUUCCGCUAUGCCUUGGCCAUCUUCAAGUACAACGAGGAGGAGAUCCUGAGGCUGCAGGAUGGCCUGGAGAUCUACCAGUACCUGCGCUUCUUCACCAAGACCGUUUGCGACAGCCGGAAGCUGAUGAACAUCGCCUUCAACGACAUGAACCCCUUUCCUAAGAAACAGCUACGCCAUCUGCGGAUGGCCCACCGGGAGCGGCUGGAGGCUGAGCUGCACGAGCUGGAGCAGCUCAAGGCCGAGUACUUGGAGACCCGGGCAGCCCAGGGCCCUGCAGUGCCCGAGGGUUGCACCAGCGAGGAUGAGGGCGAGGCGGAGCCCUGACUUGGCUACCUGCCCUCCCCAAAGCCCUUUCUCGCCCUUGGCUGGCAGGCCCAUAGGAGGACAGCCACGGAGCAGUGGUCGAGGCUCCGCUGAGCCCCAUCACCAUGUGACCCUGGGCGAGUCCCUUCCCCUCUCUGGGACUCAGUCUCCCCAUUGGAACAUUGGCUCCUGAAGCCAUUGGUUGGGUUAUCUCCUCCUGAGCACACACCCAGGAUACACCCCUUCUCACUUCCUCUGCAGAGCAUUUUAGCACCCAGACAAGCAAGAGUGCUGUCUUCAUAGGGUAACCUUGAACAUUCUCUAAGUUUUAUCUGUGUAUGACAGUGUAAAUAUUGGAAAUAGUU
Molecule: messenger RNA, 3434 nt
Organism: Eubalaena glacialis (North Atlantic right whale)
Lineage: Eukaryota; Metazoa; Chordata; Mammalia; Artiodactyla; Balaenidae
Gene: TBC1D2
Product: TBC1 domain family member 2
Exons: 13
Coding region: 1-3090 (1029 amino acids)
Source: RefSeq, a predicted model, not a curated record